AUGGACUUUAUGAACAGUAAGUUACCCCAGUUUUUUGCUGCUUUAUUCUUCAUAGCAAUAAUCAUCUUUACAACACGACCUCAGAACAAAACAGAUGUGAAGAAAGGAGAAAGCUUCUCCCUAGAAUGUGAAGCUUACUCCAAGCCAGAUCUACCCAUCAAAUAUAAAUGGUUUCACAAUGGAAAAGACUUGAGAAAAAGCAAUCAAACAUUAAAUGUGACUUCAUCUCAAAUGGAGAUCAUCCAGCUACAAGACAGCGGAGAAUAUAAAUGUCGAGCGUUUGUCAAGACGAACAUUUACAAUACAGGAAAAUCUUCAACGGCCCUCGUCAUUGUAAACGGUCCUCCAGAUGCUCCACAAAAUUUAAACAUCAAUGGAGGAUGUCGAAACUUCACUGCUAAUCUUACUUGGACAUUAUAUCUCAACUCUUAUCACACUGUGGACAGAGUCUUCAUCCAGUGGAGUGUGAUGGAAAAUAUGACUAUGUGGUACAAUGUAACGGACAACAUGACUGUAAGUGGAAACCUAGAAGGUCGUAUCGUGAAGGGACUGAAUCCUUACACAGACAUAGUUUUUCGAGUGAUUGCUGAGAACGUUUAUGGAUUGAGCGAGCCAAGUAAUUACACAAAAGGACAAACGUGCAAAACCCCAGCUGAUAAGCCUUCCUUCUGUCCCAUUGAUGUUAAAGGAAGCUCAACGAAUCCUCGCAACAUCAGAGUAACUUGGAAGGACGUCCCUAAACUGCUUCAAAACGGCCCAGGAUUUGGUUAUAUAUUUCAAUACAGAAAACCUGGACGUCAAAUGUGGCUGGAAAAAGUUUUACCAUUUGGCAACGCCCCGGAGUUUACCAUCAACAGCACUUCUGCGUUAGAGUUGUGGGAAUUUCGCGUACUAACGUACAAUAGCGAAGGUGGAAGUGGUGAAUGUCCUACAGCGCAGGCGCGCUCGGAAAGUGACGGUACAUGUAAAAGCAAUAUCGCAAUACAAAACAACAUUGAUACGAUUAGUUAA
This is a messenger RNA of Xenia sp. Carnegie-2017, 1011 nucleotides long. Its product is annotated as contactin-6-like. Lineage: Eukaryota; Metazoa; Cnidaria; Anthozoa; Malacalcyonacea; Xeniidae. The coding region runs from base 1 to 1011 and encodes 336 amino acids. The transcript is spliced from 6 exons. Gene Ontology annotation, molecular function: protein binding. The record is from RefSeq and is a predicted model, not a curated record.